Molecule: messenger RNA, 1326 nt
Organism: Mollisia scopiformis
Lineage: Eukaryota; Fungi; Ascomycota; Leotiomycetes; Helotiales; Mollisiaceae
Exons: 4
Coding region: 1-1326 (441 amino acids)
Source: RefSeq, a predicted model, not a curated record
AUGUUCAACGAGCAACAAUGGCUUCCAACCUCGGAGCUUAAAGAAAAACUUUCAACACCUCGCAAUACUCGCAUCGUUAUCAACCAUGAAGGACACUCAAAGGUGUCUCUUACCCGUACUCACCAGACCACUCUCGACCCAGCUACCCAGCUCUCCAAAGAAGUAAUCGCACAUCUGGAGGACUCAAAGCCAGCAGGAAUACAUAUCAGAAACCUAGGCUAUUUCUUUGACUUCAUACCUUCUCGACUAGGGUUGAGCAAAGCACUUGAUGAUUCAGUAAGAUGUAUUCUGACAGCAUACACGGCCUUGCUCCGACGAGACGCAGUGGUGCUGAGGCAGGAUCGUGAAGAGUAUUAUCAAGCUGUGAAAAGUUUGAGGAUUGCCUGUGCGGAUGAGAAAGAGGCGUUGAGUGACGAGACGCUUUGUGCUGCUGUGUUGCUUUCUUGGUAUGAGGUAUUGGCUGAUAAUCUGGAUGAAUCUUGGUUCACUCAUAUCAGUGGUACGUCUCAUAUCAUCAAGCUUCGAGGUCCAGCACGCCACCGCUCGGGAUUUGGAUUGGCACUACUCAAAGCCCAAGAAGGUCUUAUAUCCGGUGAAGCAAUGGCGACCUUCCAACCUUGUUUCCUGGACGAUCCUGCAUGGUGCGAAAUCCUCGAUGACCAGAACAUGGUCGUAGGUCUGCCACAGACAGCACCACUUACCGUCUCGAACAAGAUUCUCGCUCAACUAUCCACCCUGCUACUUGAGGCGAGGAAGCUGCACAAUCUAAGCCAGAAAGGAAUUCGAGAGAUCAUCAAGCAGCUUUGGGGAUUGAGGCGGACGAUUAAGACAGCACUGGAUCAAGUCACGGAAAUGGCAGAGAAAGACGAGGAAGAAUUUGCGCCAAUCAUAUGCUGCAAGGAUAGCAUAUAUCUCAUCCUCCUCGAUACAACGAUACUCAAAGUUCUUGGAUUCUCCGACAGUAAAGAUCCUCAACUCCCAGAGACUGUGCAAGAACUACAGGAUCUUUCUCUACCUCCACAGACUUUCACGGACGUCGAACUAUUCAAGCAAGCAAUAGACAGCCAGAUCUAUCAGAACUUCAACACGUUUCUCUCCAAUCUAGCACUUGCUAGCAAAGUAACGCCAUUCAUCAUGAGGAAGAUGGCAUUUAUGUGCAGAAUCAUGUGCGUUGAGAGGGGAAAACGAGAAGAAAAUCCUCAUCCCAUAUGGGCACGGUAUAAGAGAGCGAUCUCAGGAGUCAACGAGCCGGACUGGCUUUCGAGGAUCAUUGCUUCCUUCAAGCCUAUACUACCACCCGCAAACAAAUCGUCGGGUUAUCAGUGA